CCGCCAUAAUACCAAAGAAGAAGAAGCCCGUCGAAAUGGACGUCUUUGACAGUGUUGCCACAAUUUAUCUCGACUUCGUGAUUUUGCUGUAAUUUUGCAAAUCAGAGACGUCAGGAGUUCACUGGUCUAUCUAAUGCAAUAGCCAACCAAGGAGCAACCAGGAUAACUGAAGGAGUCUGGAUAUGAUCUGCAGUUGCAGAUGAACUUAUUGACCAAGUUCUCCUGGAAGCCUUUGACAACAUGGAGGAAAGUUGGGACAGCAUAGAGGAAGCAGGAGACUACAAAACAGAUGCAGCUAGACAUUUACCAAGCUGUUCAUGUCAGCAAAUCACUGAACACAAGGGAACAGAAGUGGGAGAAGAGAUCCUGACUGACGAGACAUAUAAGAGCAUGGCAGCAUUUAAGGUGAAGAAUGAUGAAGGCUCUGCUCCUUUUUCGGACAUCCACAGUCAUUCAAAGAUCAUGGCUCAAGAUCUUCAACGAAAGGCGGCAGAGAGGAGGGCAACAGAGGUCACCCACGAUAAGUGUCCUUCUUUCUCAGAAAGAUCAUGCCCUGUGGGCCUAACAAAUGUUCAGGAAAUAUGUAUUUUGUCUUCUGGAUUUGAUGUAAAAAAGAUCAGAGGGAGAGAUUCUGCUGCAGUGGAGGUUGGCACUAUAGUUUCUCCCCCCCCCUUUUCAAGCAGUCUGUCAAAAAACAUGAAGGGAAAUGUCACACUUUCACCCACAGAGAAGAUUGCUGUGACUCAAGGGCUAUCAGCCUCUUCUCUAAGUGACCACGCACGAUAUUCAAGAGAGGUAGUGAAUGAGAAGACCUAUGCUGAUGUUUCCCAUCAAACGUUACCACUUGCAGAUAUCAAGAAAGGAAAAGAGAAAAUGUCCUUUACCCUUUUGCCUGUGAUGGAAAAGCAACAAAAGCGAAAAGCUGGUCGGCCAUAUAAGAAGAAAACUCUAGUGAAAAUGGCUAAACUUUUAGCAAUUGGCCAAGAACGGUAUUCCGAUGCCACAGAAAUACACGGGGAUACUCUAACACCCUCACGCAAACAAACACAAGAGAAGAAAAAGGAUGAAAUGUUUCCCCCAACUACCUCAAGUGACACAUGGUUUGGAUGCAAUUCAACAUCUGAUUCUUCAAACCACCUUACUAUUGCACAUUCAGAUGACAUCAUUUCUGCAUCUCAAAUAGCUGGGCCAAGUAUUUCUGUGGAAUUGAACCAACCCUCCAGGAUACAGAAAACUUCAAAGACCACACAAAAAGAAGAAUUCAAAAUAACCGAAGUGUCGGCGCUGAAAUUGACCACUGUCACAAAGGGUCAAUAUUCUCCUAUAGAACAAGCUCUGACACACAACACCUUGGUGCCAUCUGAGAAUGCAUUGAAAGUACAAAAGAGAACUGGAAGAAAUAAAACGAUGAUAUCCAAAGGAGGAAAUAGAAGAACUCAGGCAUUCAAAAGAAACCGAAUGAAUCCGAGCAGCCUCUUCACCCCCCAGUCACAGAGUAGCAAUGCUACAUCCCAAGAAAAAAAUGAUUUGGGACUCUCUCAAGAUGAGACUCCACUGCAGUCAUCAGAUAUAAAAAUGGAGCCCAAAUACUUGUCAGACACUUCUGUCUUGGAUGUAACGAACAAUGUGAAGGAACACCAAAAAAGAGAACCUCCCUCCAAAAACUUUACAGAAGCGAGUAUUAAAAGUCCUGGUAUAAUGUCAAAAUGCUUUGACUUGUCUAUCACUCAAAAAAAUCAGGGGGCACGAAGUGACAUGAAGAGGGAAAUCAAAGAUAAUGUAACUGCUAACAUAUCAGCUGUAGGAAACCAGGGUGAAAUGACUCCAAGAACUCAAGAGCUCUCAAGACUAAAGAGUAUUGAGGAUGUGCUCAAAUUGAAGCGGAAAGCUGGUCGACCAUUCAAGAAAAAUAGGUUGUUUAAAAUGGAUAAGCUGGUAGCGAUAGCACAGGAAGGCAGAACUAAUGAUCCAGAGAAUAGUGGCAUGACUAAAGAGUGUGUUCCAAAAUUCCCUGCAUAUAACCCCCUAAAGUCAAAAGUGAAGAAGGAAAAGACUGACACAAAAACCUUGGCAUCAAAUUCACCUACAAGCCCCUCAAGAAGAUCCAACAGAACAUGUAAAACUACCCCAAAAACUGUUCAAAAGAUGCAAGUCCUCACACACACGCUCGCCCAAUCAGUUUUAUCAGUUCCAUCCAAUCUCAUUGAACUCAAAUCAGAGGACACAACUCUUAUCUCCGCAACGGUCUCUCCAAUUAUUUUAUGUAGUGCAGAGAUUUUCCCUCAACAGGAAAGCCACAGAUGUGGAAAACCCCCGAAGAAAAACACAAAAGUUAACAAACACAUGACCACUGCAGUCCCACAUCCUCCAAUAUUUGCAGUAGUUUCCAAGGCCCUUGCUGAGAUUGUCUCUACAGGGAAUGGUAAAGAAGCAAAUAAAGACAUUGGAUCCAAAAGAAAAUACAAACGGGUGCCUGGAACUCGUGGUGUAUCAGAAUUGCUGUGUACAAAUGGAAUUCCUCAGGGAGAUAUACAUACCCAAACUAAUAGGGACGAGGUGUAUUCCAAGACUUCAGCCCCAACUGUGCCACAUUCCCAGAACACACGGAAGCGUGAGGUUAAAAAUAAAAAAGGUACAGAAAAGGCAGCUGUCCCAUUAUCUGAUGAAACUGUCCUUCCUGUUUCAGAUUGCCAGGUGCAAAGUCACAGUGCAUCUCAGGAAACGCCUUUACCGCCAUCAAAGAUUAAGACACAAUCUGACACAUUAUACCUGACACCUAGAACGGUUAGGAAGAAAAAAAAUCCAAAGACGUGUAAGGAAAUAAAAAAAACUUCACCGAAAGUUGAGAAAGCACAGGUGCCAUCUCUGGAUCCUUCCCUUGGAGUGGAACAUAGAUGUCAUGAUGUGCCACAAGUGGAUCAUAUAAGACAAAUGGAAGCAGUGAUAGAGUCCGUGAUGGAGGAUCUCCACAAACCACUCAAACCUAGUGGACAACAAAAAAAGUUUAAAGAAGAGACCAGUAAUAUUUGUGCAUUGGAACAAACAGCAUUUCUCGCCUCGGAUAACCUGUUGGAACAGCGUAACCAUUGUACGUUACCUCAAUAUUAUUUUCUGACAAAAUCAGGCUUGAAACAUGCCAAACCCAAAAUGUCAACAAAAAUGAAGUCAAAAGCAUGCAGUAAAGGGAAACUAUUUAAAAAUGCUAAGAAGGCUGCUGUAAUAACUUCAGAUCCUUCUAUUGGAGCAGAAAAUGGAUGUCUUGAAAUGCCUUCCCACUUUACCCAAGCAGAGAAAGGAGAAAAGGGAGAUGUAAAAACCAAUAAAUGUGUAGGAAAGCAUGAAAAGGAAGCAGUGAUAUCAGUGACCGGUGAUCAUUUGGAAACAGCGGCCCACAAACCACAUCAACGUAAGGGGCCAAGAAAGAAGCUGAAAGAUGAGGACAGCAGUGUUUCCAAAGCAGAACAAGUAGAAUCUACUACUUCAGAUAGCCAGCUAAGACUGCAUGACCACAAUGAUUCACAACAAGUUUCUUUGCUAGUGUCGGCGGGAAAGACAGAAUCAGGAAUAAAGCAUAUCAUGCCAGAAAUGGAAAUGACAAAUAAGCCAAAAACAUGCAGGAAAAGGAAAAUACUGUCCAAACAAAGCUCAAAGAUCACUGAAACUCCAACCCCACCAAGUUCAAAACCAUCUCUUGGAGUGGAAUAUAGAUAUUCUGAAAUGGCUACCCCUUUCACACAUGUGGACCAGGGUCAGAAUAUUCUUGAUACUCCUAAAGGCUCCAAAGCGAGUAAUGGAAAUACUGGAUCAAACCAUCCAAUAUCCAAUGUCAGACAUUCCAGACGGCCCUCCAAAUCGAAUUCACAUAUCACAACUGACUUGAUGCAAGAUCAAGCAAUCUUAUCAGUUGCAUCACAUCCCACUAAUCAACCUACCAGUCCUGUAUCAACAACCGUGUCCUCAACUGCAGCACAAGGACAGGUUACUGAAUUAGUGAGUUCUCUUUGUACAGAUAAAAGGCCGCAUAAAAUAGGGAGGCCUCCGAAGAAUAAGAAGAAAAAGUCUCAGAGACCAAAAAGAACAGGUAUUGAUAAGAAUAUCACAGAUGACGACAAAGUGUGUGUUAAAUUCUUAUCAGCAUUUGUAAAAGAGGAACUAAUUGAGGAAGAGAAAAGUCUAGAAAAUAGGGGAAAAGAAAAGAACGGCAAAGGGAAGAAAGGCAAAAUUCUCCAAACAGACAAUGUGAAGGUGAAAGAUGGCAACGCAUUAGCAGAUGACAAAUUAGUUUUACAAGUCCCUAUAGAUGAUGCAGGGGACUCUAUAUCUAUUGCAAUAGACCCAAUCAGUGCCGUAAUUCCCAAACAUAAAAAAGGUGGCCGUAUUGCCACGGGUAAAAGAGUGCAAAAAAUUGCAUCCACUCCCAACAUCCCCGGUGACCAGCAAUGCAUGAAUAUGUCCCCAGAAGAAAUGUCUCUGUGUCUCAGCAAUAUAUCAGAAAAACACAGAAAACGAAAAGUUGACAGCAGCAGUGCUGAUUUUGUUAAUGCAGAUAUAAAUGUUCUAAAUCUAAAAGAUGAUCUUAGUGAUAGAUCUGAAAUACCGGACUCGUCCUUACUAGGGACUCAGAGGGUGAAGAACAAGGGUAAGAUCAAAUCCAAGACAAUUACAGAAGAACAGACAUUGGCCACAUCAGUGGUAAAAGAGAUGGUGUGGCUAGAUUUACAGACCACCAUAGCAGCACUGAAAAAGAAACGAGGUCGGCCAUUCAAGAAAAGUACCUUGAUGAGAAUGGCAAAACAGCAGUCAUGUGAACAGCAGAAGUCAAACACUAGCAGACAACUUUCCGUGAACAAGACACAGAGCUGCAAAUCAAUGGGAACUUCUAAGGGAGGGAAAAUGCACAAAUUCAACCCAAUGUCAACAACUUCAAGAAGGGACACUAGAGCAUCCGUGGCAAUGGAGAAUGAAGACCUUGUUCUUAAACAACAGCAAGACGACAUAUGGGAGAUCACCGAUGUGUCCAGCAACAUUUUCUUCCCAAUUGUGACUAAUUCCCGCAGUAUUUCAGUGCAAGAAAUCGAAACUUCGGAAACUAUUUUCUCUGUUGAUGCAGGGGCGACACAAGGAAUCCAGCAAGUUGAGUCUACCCCAUUAACAACCCCUCUCACAAAAUUACCUCAUAAAGUGACUGGCGUGAAGAAGAGACGCAGGAGAAAUAAAACUGGAUGGGCUACAAAAGUGAAAUCCAAACAACCUCUCUCCAAAGUGAACUGCGGGGGUACGCUUGAGGUGUUUGUUCAGUCUUCCAUUGACAACACUGGACUCUCAUUCAACUCUAGCCUCUGUAAUUCGUUAACAGAAAAUGACACAUUGGAAAGUGUUGAACAAGAGAAAGAAUGUAGAGCACAUGUGAAAGCAGUAACAAACUACAAUCGAGUUUGUGUGGAGAAGGAGAUCAACUGUGGCGAUCAGCCCCUAACAGCUCGUGCUAAAUUGCAGCAUUCAAGUGUACUCCUACACAAUUUUAAGACAAGGAAACCUAUGUCGUGCCAUUUCUGCAGUCGCUCAUUCCGUCACAUAACCGCAUACACAAUUCACAAGCGCAUUCACACAGGUGAGAAGCCUUACAGUUGCCAGAAGUGCGGCAAGAGCUUUGCUCAUCUCUCCAAACUCAAAUCACACUCAAACAUCCACAAACAACAUGGGCCCAUUCAAUGCCCAUGUUGCAUCACUCAGUCUCCAAAUAAAGAUGACUUGAUUGAUCAUUUCAAGAUCCACAUGAAGGGUACCAAGAGGUUCAGUUUGAUUAAUAAAACAAGAAGAGACAAAGAAAUCCAGAUUCACCCUUACACUGAUUACAUAGAGUCCCCAGUCACUCUUAACGGCAGGAAAUUCCUUAGAUGCUCCACUUGUUUUAAAUAUUUUUUCAGUAAGGCCACAUUGAAGCUGCACCUACAAACACACAGUGGAGUGAGGCGUUUCACCUGCAAAGUCUGUGGCAAGAUGUUUAGCACGUUCUCAAGUUUCAAUGCACAUGAAAAAACACACUGGCCUGUUAAACCGUAUGCCUGCUCUGUGUGUGGAAAAGGCUUUGUUCUGCUUAGGGAGCUCAAAACCCACUCUCAUAUGCACUCAGGAGAGAUGCCUUUCUUCUGUAACCACUGUGGUCAGGCCUUUAGCGACUUCUCAUCCUUGCGCACACAUCAAGUCUCCAAAGUGUGUUUUGAGGCUACAGACGAAGGGGAUGGAAACAAGGUUGACAUUGAGGGGUUCCUGGUGGAACAAAGGGCUGAUGGGCAGAUUAAUACCCCGAUGUACUUUAAAUGUCAGAUUUGCAAACAACUUAAUCGUCACUGGUGUCAGUACAUUCUUCAUCUGCAAACGCACACUAAUGACAAGCCAAACCUUUGUGAGAUCUGUGGACAACGGUAUGAGGUUCCUGAAUUAUGUGUUCAUUGUAAAGUGUGCUGCAAAUCAAGUGGAGAGGAGAGGGCAUGCAAUUCGUCCUUGUCAGAGGUCUGGCAUGAACCCCAAUCUCUGCAAAAUCCGAUGCAUGUGACUGAAAUUGAUUUUCUGUACAAUGAUAAUCAGGAAAUGUUAUCUACUGAUGACCAACAUCCUAAAUGCAAGGAGCCUGAGCCCCUGCCACCUCUGGAAACUAUGGAGGAGUAUUCCUCAGAUGUGCUUCUACAAAACCCCAAACCUGCUUACCAGAUCCCAGGUAAUGGGUUAGAGAUAAAUCGACCUUCUCCCUCAAACUCCAUGUGUGCAAGUUCUGCCAUAUUGUCCCCCUCUGUAAUGAGCUGUAAUUCAGUAUGUGUGGUUCAACAGCCUUCAGGUUUUCACUCUCGUUUGCAGACCCAUGCUCCUUGUGACAGAUAUCGUCGUGGACAAUGUGGAAAAUCCUUUAACCGGUGGAAUAAGCUCUGGUUGCAUCAGGGACGACACAGAGAAAAACGCUGUAGCUUCUCAUGCACUCAGUGCAAUUUAGAGUUUCGCUUCUUAGGCUCCUAUAGGGAGCACAUGCAGGAACAUGCAGCGCAGAGACCCUAUGUUUGUCCGUUAUGUCCCAAAACCUAUAUCACGAAAGAAGACUUAAAUACCCAUCUGUGUGAAAAUCACCAGCCGUGUGAAAGCCUGAAAUGUGACACGUGUGAAAAGGGUUUCACCAGUUUCAGAAAUUUGGAGAGACAUCGUCUGUUACACAGAGCUGCUAGCUCGCACUAUUGUCUCCCUUGCAAGCUCCCAUUUCCUAGUUACCUAGCCUUAAAGAAUCACUUGAAGGCUCACAAAGCCCGCCCUGUUAUCCCUCUCCCUGAAGGGCUAUUGGAACCACUUCGAUUUCCCUAUCACUGUAGAAAAUGUAAUGCCAGAUUUACAACCACAGACUUGCUCCAAGCCCAUCAGGUUUGCCAUCUUAUAGGGGGGAAGAAAACAUAUAGCAGUUCAGCAAAUGUAGUUUCUGCUUCCCUGACCUCCAAGCUCUCAAACAAACCAAGAGCGAGAGUCACCCCUCUAUCCCCUACGACAGUACCGAGUCUUCUUCUGUCAAAGAAAAGGAACAUGUAUAGGUAUCCUCACCCUGAUCGUCUCUAUGUCGUCCCUAAAAUAUCCUCACAGCCACCGGUCAUUGUUUCGGACACAGAAGAAGAGCCCCAAGAGAUUCUAAACUUUAGCUUAUCCUCAGUCCACGACUCGCCCUGUAACACUGUGUCCCUUGAACAUGAAGGGCCAACCAGCCCGAGCAAUAAUUGUUGUGAGGCAAACAACUCGGAUCUACCUCAGUGCUCAUGCCCCUCAUGUGUCCUUAUUUAUGAACCUACUCAAUGUAUGCCAAAAAUAGACACCCCACACAUGCCGACUCAUGAACCACCAUGUCCCUUGGAUAAAGGUCAUCAGAAUGUACCACCUCAAAGAUGGAAAAAGUCUAAGGGUAAUGAUGAUGCUUUCUUUAGAGCCUCAACAUUUGUGAUAUCAAGGGGCAAAAAACAGCGGAUUGGCUUUGAGUGUGCUGAUUGUUGGGUAAGAUUUAGUGACGUCUCAGAGCUACAUGAGCAUUACUUACAUCAUGCCAGGGGGGUGAAGUGAAAAUCAAUAUAUUUUUUUCCACUAAUGGACAUUUGCAUCGGAAAGUAUUCAGAACGAUUUACUUUUUCCAAAUUUUGUUACGUUACAGCCUUAUUCUAAAAUGUAUUUUUGCAAAUGUAUAAAAAAAAUAUAUGAAAUAUCACAUUUACAAGUAUUCAGACCUUUUACUCAGUACUUUGUUGAAGCACCUUUGGCAGUGGUUACAGCCUUGAGUCUUCUUGGGUAUGACACUACAAGCUUGGCACACCUGUAUUUGGGCAGUUUCUCCCAUUUUUCUUUGCAGAUCCUCUCAUACUCUGUCAGGUUGGAUGGGGAGCGUCGCUGCACAGCUAUUUUCAGGUCUCUCCAGAGAUGUUCUAUCGGGUUCAAGUCUUGGCUCUGGCUGGGUCACUCAAGUAUAUUCAGAGACUUGUCCCAAAGCCACUCCUGUGUUGUCUUGGCUGUGUGCUUAGCGCUGUCCUGUUGGGGUGAAGGUUCUUCCAAUAUAAGGUCCUGAGCGUUCUGGAUCAGGUUUUCAUCAAGGAUCUCUCUGUACUUUGCUCCAAUCAUCUUUCCCUUGAUCCUGACUAGUCCCUUCCACUGAAAAACAUCCCCACAGCAUGACGCUGCCACCGCCAUGCUUCACCAUAUGGAUGGUGCAAGAUUUCCUCCAGAUGUGUUUCUUGUCAUUCAGGCCAAAGAGUUCAAUCAUGGUUUCAUCAGACAAGAGAAGCUUGAUUCUCAUGGUCUGAGUCCUUUAGGUGCCUUUUGGCAAACUCCAAAUGGUCUGUCAUGUGCCUUUUACUGAGGAGUGGCUUCCGUCUGGCCACUCUAACAUAAAGGCCUGAUUGGUGGAGUGCUGCAGAAAUGUUUGUUCUUCUGGAAGGUUCUCCCAUCUCCACAGAGGAACUCUUGAGCUCUGUCAGAGUGACCAUCGGGUUCUUGGUCACCUCCCUAACCAAGGCCCUUCUCCCCUGAUUGCUCAGCUCUAGGAAGAGUCUUGGUGGUUCCAAACUUCUUCCAUUUAAGAUUGAUGGAGGCCACUGUGUUCUUCGGGAACUUCAAUGCUGCAGACAUUUUUUGGUGUCCUUUCAUAGAUCUGUGCCUUGACACAAUCCUGUCUCGGAGCUCUACGAACAAUUUCUUUGACCUCGUGGCUUGGUUUUCCCGCGGACAAGCAUUGUCAACUGUGGGACCUAAUAUAGACAGGUGUGUGCCUUUCCAAAUCAUGUCCAAUCAAUUGAAUUUACUACAGGUGGACUCCAAGUUGUAGAAAGAUCUCAAAGAUGAGCAAUUGAAACAGAAUGCACCUGAGCUCAAUUUUGAGUCUCAUAGCAAAGGGUCUGAAUACUUAUGAAAAUAUUGCUGUUUUUUUAUUACAUUUGCAAACAUUUCUAAAAACCUGUUUCGCUUUGUCAUUAUGGGGUAUUGUGUGUACAUUGAUGAGGAAAAUGUUUUGUUUAAUCCAUUUUAAAAUAAAUGUGGAAAAAGUCAAGGACUGAAUACUUUCCGAAUGGACUGUAUAUCAUUGUUUUUGAUGAGUACUAAAUAAGUUUCCGAGUUCACCAUGGUUGUCUUCAUAGCUAUAGCAAUGGUUAAAUUAAUAAUUCACUCCAAACCACUAUUUCCUAUGAUUUUCAUUAUUAAAUAACGCCAAUAUGUAUUUUCGUCGUUAUGUUAAGGUAGGAAGCAACUUGAAAAUUGUUGCGGAAAUACUUUGGAGCUUAAGUCAACUACACUUCUCUCCAGACAGGAGGGCUGGCUAGCUUGCUAGAAAAUAUAGCUAUACACAAUAUUACUAAAGUCAAUAUCAGCAUGUGAAGUAGCUAGUUAGCUGUAAAAUCUCAAACACUGCACUAUCAAUUUUAGAAUUACAAUCUCACCAUGUUCAACCUGGUAGAGAUUUUGUCUUGCUCAAAACAGUGAGUGAGGUUGUGAAUGCUACACAAUGGACCUGUGCUGCUGAGAUCCAGUGGUACGUAGUUGGAGGAAAGGAUAUUGAUCUGAAGGUGCACUGUGUACUUGAGCGCAAGUCUAAGAAGUGGUAGAUAUCCUAGUGUUUACCUGUGGCGGCAGGUAGCCUAAUUUGUUAGUGUUGGGCCAGUAACUGAAAGGUUGCUGGAUCAAAUCCCUGAGCCGACAAGAAAAAUAUGUGUUGUUCUGCCCCUGAACAAGGCGGUUAACCCACUGUUCCCCGGUAGGCCGUCAUUGUAAAUAAGAAUUUGUUCUUAACUGACUUGACUAGUUAAAUAAAGUAAAAAAUAAAUAAAGGUAUGUUCUAUGUGUUGAAUUUCUACUACUUCACAUUCUUAAUUUUUGUUUUUGGUCUUUUACUUUACUUUUUUUUUUUACACCAGCUUCAAACAGCUGAAAAUACAAUACCUUUUUUGUUACUAAAAAGCAGUUUGGAUUGUACAAUCAUUUUCUACACUUUGCUUGUUUUGUCACAAACUUCAAUUAUGCGAAAUCUAAAACAAAUUUCAAUCAGGAAAUAGCAAAGCAAUUUCUGCAUAUUGGAUAUUUUUUAAAGGCGUUAUGAAAUAUGAUAGUCUUUUUGGAAAUAGGGAUUAACAAACCAUCACCAAAUUGACAGGAGUUUCACUCCUGGAGUGGAUUAUCCAUUUAACGUUGAUAUUAACCUUAAGUUUAUUUUUAUUUAUUAUCUAUUCAUAUUUACACUGAUUGUACAAAACAUUAAGAACACCUUCCUAAUAUUGAAUUGCCCCCCCCCACCCCCUCUACCUGUGAAAAACACCCAGCCGCUCCUUGCACCUACUACCAUACCCUGUUCAAUAACCUGUUCAAAGGCACUUCAAUCUUUUGUGUUGCCCAUAUUCACCGUCUGAACGGCACACGUACACAAUCCAUGUCUCAAUUGUAUCGAGGCACUACAUUCCUUCUUUAACCUGUCUCUUCCCCUUCAUCUACACUGACUGAAAUGGUUUUAACAAGUGACAUCAAUAAGGGAUACAACUGGUCAGUCUGUCAUGGAAAGAGCAGGUGUUCUUAAUGUUUUGUACACUACUGCAAGAAUGUGCCUUUUGAAUAGAUUACAAACUUGUCAUACGUUAGUUAAACAGUUAUUCAUAUCCAGUGGUGGAAAUAGUACCCAAUUGUCAUACUUGAGUAAAAUGGUAGAUACCUUAAUAGAAAGUUACUCAAGUGCAAGUCACCUAGGAAAAUAAUAAGUAUUUGGUUUUAAAUAUACUUAAGUAUCAAAAGUAAAAGUGUACAUAAUUUCAAAUUCCUUAUAUUAAGCAAAGCAGACUGUACCAUUUUCUUGUUUUAAAAAUGUAGGAUAGAGGCAGAGGGAUGACCACGUGUUCUCUUGAUAAGUGUGUGAAUUGGACCAUUUUCCUGUCCUGCUAAGCAUUCAAAAUGUGAUUAGUACUUUUGGGUGUCAGGGUAAAAGUAAGUAAAAGUUGUCAAAAAUAUAAAUUGUAAAGUACAGACCACAUAAAAAUACUUUUAAAGUACUACUUAAGUACUUUACACCGCUGUUCAAAUCUGUCCAAACCUGGCAAAGUUUUCUUUGUUCUAUUUUUGUAAGAGCUUUAUGUACACAGACACCAUGAGUGUCUCUCUUUUUAUUAUGUUUAACAUGGGAUAUAUUGCACAUUUGAUAAUGCACACUAAUUGUAUCCUUUGGGGAAACGGAUAGAUCUGCUUUCCAAACAGUCAAUAGUUUGGUAAUGGUGAUUACUUAAACAUCUUUGAUUUCUGGAAGGUGGUUUGGCACGUUAUAGAAAGUCGGUCAUUUUUAAAUGUCAACGAUUUCAUUGGACAUUCAGUAAGCAUUACUCAUUGAAUAUUUAGGCACUGUGUGCACGUACAACAUGAGUAUGAAAAUGUUUGAAAUGUAAUUGUAACAAAGAUGUGAUGACAAAUAUUAGUUAUUGAUUCUGUGCUGGUAAGUUUUCAUUCUUUUAGAUGUCACUGUCUCAUUAUCAAUGCAAAAUGUGUUUUGCUUUUUACUUUUGAUUUACAGUAGUCUGACAAUAAAAGUUGACAUUACAUCA
Oncorhynchus keta (chum salmon) is the source of this 12083-nucleotide messenger RNA. RefSeq lists its product as uncharacterized. The transcript is spliced from 4 exons. The coding region runs from base 241 to 8085 and encodes 2614 amino acids. Gene Ontology annotation, molecular function: DNA binding. Lineage: Eukaryota; Metazoa; Chordata; Actinopteri; Salmoniformes; Salmonidae. The record is from RefSeq and is a predicted model, not a curated record.